AUGUCUCGAUUGUCUCCUGUUUCCACACGUGUGAGUCUGCGCGCUGUAGACGAGGUGCGUUCGCCCGUGAACGAAGAGAGCCAUGCUGUCAUCCACUCUGGCCGGGUCGCGCUUAUCACGGGAGCUGCGAGUGGAAUCGGACUUGCUGCCGCCUGGGAGCUUGCCGCAGAAGGCCUGAAAAUCGUUCUGGCUGAUGCCAACGCUGCGAAGCUCGAUGAGGCCGCCAAUGCACUGAGUGCCGAAUACGGCGAAGCAAAUAUCCUUGCCAUACCAACCGACGUGAGCAAGCUCGAUCAGGUGCAGGCUCUGGCAGAUCGCACGCUCGAGGCGUUCGGUGAGGUCAACCUUCUCAUGAACAAUGCCGGAAUCGGCUUAUCUGGGAGCUCGACUUGGUCGGGACGCGAGAUAUGGGCAAAGGUUCUUGAUGUCAACCUUUGGGGCGUUAUCAACAUGCUCCAAGUCUUCACCAGUUCGAUGAUCCAUCAGGAAAACCCUUCCCUUAUCAUCAAUACUGGCUCUAAGCAGGGUAUUACCAGUCCACCGGGCAAUGCCGCAUACAAUGUCUCCAAGGCCGGGGUGAAAGUAAUCACAGAAAAUCUGUCCCACGAACUACGCACCCAAGGGACCAAAGUAACGGCGCAUCUCUUUGUUCCCGGGUGGACGUUUACGGGUAUGACCGGUGACGGCAAAAUGACAGAAAAACCACCUGGUGCAUGGACAGCGAAGCAAUGUGUUCAGUAUAUGUUAUCUCGCGUACGAGAAGGAGAAUUCUACAUUAUUUGUCCCGACAACGAGACGAGCGAAGAUCUAGACCGACUCCGAAUCCGUUGGGCGGCUGAUGAUCUGGUCGAAAGGAGACCUGCCUUGAGCCGAUGGCAUCCGCUUUACAAACCCCUAUUCGAGGAAUACAUUAGGGAAGGACUUCACGAGCUUAACGGAGGUAUUUCGUCGCAUAUCCAUUCUGGAGCCCGGACUCCCCAGUAUUCCCGUGAGCCCAGCCGAACACGCAACAAAGGCCGCGAACGGGAUAUUGACCGUAUCACGAGCGCUUUGCACGAUAAUUUGUAG
Rhizoctonia solani is the source of this 1068-nucleotide messenger RNA. RefSeq names its product short chain dehydrogenase. Lineage: Eukaryota; Fungi; Basidiomycota; Agaricomycetes; Cantharellales; Ceratobasidiaceae. Gene Ontology annotation, cellular component: intracellular anatomical structure. Bases 1 to 1068 code for a protein of 355 amino acids. Gene Ontology annotation, molecular function: oxidoreductase activity, acting on NAD(P)H, oxygen as acceptor. The transcript has 8 exons. The record is from RefSeq and is a predicted model, not a curated record.